Mercenaria mercenaria is the source of this 2324-nucleotide messenger RNA. RefSeq names its product neurogenic locus notch homolog protein 3-like. NCBI's taxonomy places the organism in Eukaryota, Metazoa, Mollusca, Bivalvia, Venerida, Veneridae. The transcript is spliced from 12 exons. The coding region runs from base 291 to 1586 and encodes 431 amino acids. The record is from RefSeq and is a predicted model, not a curated record.
GGAAAUAUGACGACAAUGUUUACAAGAGAAUGUGGCGCCGACAGUCAAACAAAAUUUUGUCAGUUUUUCAAAGUAAAUACUUGUGAGAUUUCUGAAUAACUGAAUAUUCUGCAUCUUAUUUAGCUGCAGCAGUGGCGUUGUCCAUCCGCCAAAACUCUCAUCACUGUAAAACCGCCUCUGAUUGCUCUUCCUUGGGAUGUUCGGGGAACGACUAUUUUUGCCUUGAGGGCAAAUGCCUGUGUCAUGACCAUAAUCACGGAAAAAGGGCUCAAGAAACGUGUAAGACAGAUAUGGACUGCCAAAAUCAUACAUGUCAUCAUGGAGCACCUCACUGUGAAGUCCAUGACCCGAAUGGUGAACAUGGCCACUGCAACUGCCAUGUACCGCACAAAAGGGCCCAGGAAACAUGUAAGACAGAUAUGGACUGCCAAGAUCAUACCUGUCAUCACGGAGCACCUCAUUGUGAAGUCCAUGAUCCGAAUGGUGAACAUGGCCACUGCAACUGCCAUGUACCGCAUAAAAGGGCCGGUGAAGAAUGCAAGGUAGACAGCGAUUGCGCUGGUAUUACAUGUCAUCACGGAGCACCUCACUGUGAAAUCCAUGACCCAAACGGUGAACAUGGUCACUGCAACUGCCAUGUACCGCAUAAAAGGGCCGGUGAAGAAUGCAAGGUAGACAGCGAUUGCGCUGGUAUUACAUGUCAUCAUGGAGCACCUCACUGUGAAAUCCAUGACCCAAACGGUGAACACGGACACUGUAACUGCCAUGUCCCACAUAAAAGGGCUGGUGAAGAAUGCAAGGUAGACAGCGAUUGCGCUGGUAUUACAUGUCAUCACGGAGCACCUCACUGUGAAAUCCAUGACCCGAACGGUGAACAUGGACACUGUAACUGCCAUGUACCACAUAAAAGAGCCGGUGAAGAAUGCAAGGUAGACAGCGAUUGCGCUGGUAUUACAUGUCAUCAUGGAGCACCUCACUGUGAAAUCCAUGACCCGAACGGUGAACACGGACACUGUAACUGCCAUGUUCCACAUAAAAGAGCUGGUGAAGAAUGUAAAGUAGAUAGCGAUUGCGCUGGUAUUACAUGUCAUCACGGAGCACCUCACUGCGAAGUCCAUGACCCUAACGUUGAACACGGUCACUGUAACUGCCAUGUCCCACAUAAAAGGGCUCAAGAAACGUGUAAGAUAGAUAUGGACUGCCAAAAUCAUACAUGCCAUCACGGAGCACCUCAUUGUGAAGUCCAUGAUCCGAAAAAUGAACAUGGUCACUGCAACUGCCAUGUACCGCAUAAAAGGGCCGGUGAAGAAUGCAAGGUAGACAGUGAUUGCGCUAGUAUUACAUGUCAUCACGGAGCACCUCACUGUGAAGUCCAUGACCCGAACGGUGAACACGGACACUGUAACUGUCAUGUCCCACAUAAAAGAGCUGGUGAAGGAUGCAAGGUAGACAGCGAUUGCUCUGGUAUUAUAUGUCAUCACGGAGCACCUCACUGCGAAGUGCAUGACCCGAACGUUGAACACGGACACUGUAACUGCCAUGUCCCACAUAGUAAGGAUGAUGGUGUUUCUGUUUUCUUUGGAUAGCAUUUAUCUCCCUUACCUAUGUUUUAUUAAGUUUUGCGCUCGUGUUACUUUAACAAAUUUAAAUUUGCUUCACAGUAUCUACUGAACAGUCUAUGACUUUAAUGUGUUAUCGCUCAUGACUCUAAGGUUCAGUGGUGCAAUAAAUAUUGCGUAGAUGACUGGCCCUAGUAAGUGAUGUGCGUAAAGAAACACAGUUUUGAUCCGGCUAUUUGUUUAAGGGUUCUGGUCUUUUAUUUUUUUUUCGUAGAAUACAUUAAAGAGACAAUUAAAUGAAUUCUGUUGCGUCGUAAACUUCAUUCACGAUCAAUUCAGUGAAGUUGGAUAGAACAGAAGUUAAUAUUAUAUCAAGAUAUAAGUUUCCCGUUCGGGAAAUAGAAAAAAAAACAUAUAUUGAUUUCCCCGAACGUGAAGUUACCCAUUCUGGUAAAGCUGUCCCUCAAAAAUACAUUGUUUAUGAGGUUGGGCGGGGAAGAACCUUUACUUUCUCGUCCAUAUUUUCAUAUUAAUUAAACUACUGUCUGAAAAACUUUGGCCUAUAAAUAUUUAAAUUGAUUCCCUAUGUAGGCUUGACCACUGCUGAUACAAGUAUGUUUUACUGUUCUUAAUUUCGUAUUUUACAGAUUAAAUGUGUUACACUUGGUGCAGUGCAGCAUAUGGUCGAGCUAUAGUGUUGUUAUAUAUUUUUUACUUACAUCGUACAAUAUUUGUUAUGAUUAUUUCAAAAUAAACGUUUUGUUA